Molecule: messenger RNA, 1491 nt
Organism: Colletotrichum spaethianum
Lineage: Eukaryota; Fungi; Ascomycota; Sordariomycetes; Glomerellales; Glomerellaceae
Product: aspercryptin biosynthesis cluster-specific transcription regulator atnN
Exons: 2
Coding region: 1-1491 (496 amino acids)
Biological process (GO): regulation of DNA-templated transcription
Molecular function (GO): DNA-binding transcription factor activity, RNA polymerase II-specific; zinc ion binding
Source: RefSeq, a predicted model, not a curated record
AUGAACAGGGCCCGCAAAGUCAAGUGCGACGAGGCAAAACCACACUGCCUCCGAUGCUCGAGCACCGGCCGCGUGUGCGACGGCUAUCCGCCCCCAGCCCCGCCUGCGUCCGCUCAACUCCGGCCGCUGAAGCUUCGGAGCCUCUUCCUGGGUGUAAGCAAAGAGGAGAGCAGGACGUUGCAUUUCUUUUGCGAGAUGGUCAGCCCGAAUCUGCCCUGCGCCACCGACCCCUAUUUCUGGACGCAUCUCGUCGUACAGUUUAGCAGGUACGAGCCCGCGGUCCGGCACUCCAUCAUCGCCGUCAGCUCCCUCUACGAAGAUGUUAUACGGGCGCGGGACAAUCCGUCGGGGGCGAGGGCGGAUCGCAUCCGCAACAACGAGCUCGCGUUACGGCACUACAACGCUGCUAUUAGAGAGCUCAAGGGGAUACAGAAUCAGGGGCUGGUGCUGCUGGUCUGUCUCCUUUUCAUUUGUAUAGAGUUCUUACAGAAUAACCGGGAGACCGCACUACGACAUUGCGCCCACGGCGUCGCCAUCCUAGCCAGCUCCGGUUCCACUUCUCUACGGUGGGUGAGAGAGUACCUGGCGCCGAUAUUCCGCCGCCUGGACACAUUGUCAUUUUUUUUCGGGUCCAACCAAGCCGGCGCGCACGGCGUGUCCAUCCUACGAUACCCGGUGCCGCCGGUAUUCAAGCACCAGUCCGAGGCAGAAGAUAUGGUGGAAGACAUCUUGAACCAGGCGAUGCUUCUCAUCUCCCACGGCCACUCAUUCCGCAUAGGAAAUGAUCACCACCAGCCGAUCCCGCCCGAAUUAUUACAGGAGCAAGAGAGGGUUCUGUGCCUGGCCAAACAGUGGUACGACAUGUUUACGGACCUUGAAGCCAGGUCCAAAGUGCAGAAAACCAGCAUCGCGAGGGCGCACACGCUGGCCCGGUACCGCAUCUCCGUGAUCUGGGCGACACAGGCCUUUGCCCACACAGAGACGGGCUACGACGACUACGAAGACGAGUUUCGUAAGAUGGUAGAGGAGACAGAAGAGGCGGCCGCCAUGGAGUGCACGGAGAGCUUGAAUGCGAGACCAUCGUUCGAAGUAGGCUUCCUCAUGCCCCUCUUCUUCUGCACCCAUAGGUGCAGAGUACUGGAUCUACGGCUGAAGUGCCUGCAACUCAUCAAAACACUUGCGGCGCCGCGGGAGAGAAUUUGGAACAAAGAUGGAAUGUAUGCCCUGGCACGACGAAUCAUUGAGAUUGAGCACGGCCUGGCCCUGAUGACGAGGAUCGGCCCUGUCUGGGAGGAGACGAGAGUCCAGAAAUUCUGUCUCGAGUUUGCGGAUGGGCGCAGGGAGACCUAUUUUGGCCACGAUGUGCACGGUUCCAGGGUUGUGCUCUUCACGGGGAGCCGCGGUGUCAAGAGUUAUCUUCGUCCGGAGGUCCUCACUGAUGAGUCUGCUCAUCUAAAUCCUGUGGGUAAAAGCCGCACCCUCUUGCUGUAG